Elephantulus edwardii (Cape elephant shrew) is the source of this 1386-nucleotide messenger RNA. It is a transcript of the gene GABRP, whose product is annotated as gamma-aminobutyric acid (GABA) A receptor, pi. Gene Ontology annotation, molecular function: GABA-A receptor activity; extracellular ligand-gated monoatomic ion channel activity; neurotransmitter receptor activity. Bases 29 to 1351 code for a protein of 440 amino acids. The transcript is spliced from 9 exons. Gene Ontology annotation, biological process: chemical synaptic transmission; signal transduction; monoatomic ion transmembrane transport. Gene Ontology annotation, cellular component: membrane; GABA-A receptor complex; synapse. Lineage: Eukaryota; Metazoa; Chordata; Mammalia; Macroscelidea; Macroscelididae. The record is from RefSeq and is a predicted model, not a curated record.
CUCUGCCCUGUGCGAGAGGCUCCUCAACAUGAGCUACAGCCUCCACUUGACCUUCAUGUGUCUAAGUCUCUUUGCUCAAAGGAUGUGCGUCUGGGGGAAUCAGUUUAACAUCGAAGUCAGCAGACGUGACAAGCUUUCCCUACCUGGCUUUGACAACCUCACAGCAGGGUAUAAUAAAUUCCUCAGGCCCAGUUUUGGCGGAGAACCAGUUCAGAUAGCAGUGACUCUCGACAUUGCAAGCAUUUCUAGUAUCUCAGAGAGUAACAUGGACUACACAGCCACCAUAUACCUCCGACAGCGCUGGACAGACCCGCGGCUGCUCUUUGAAGGCAACAAGAGCUUCACCCUGGAUGCACGUCUUGUAGAGUUUCUCUGGGUCCCUGACACUUACAUCGUAGAAUCCAAAACAUCCUUCCUCCAUGAAGUCACCGUGGGAAACAGGCUCAUUCGCCUCUUCUCCAAUGGCACAGUCCUGUAUGCUCUCAGAAUCACAACAACUGUUGGAUGUAACAUGGAUCUGUCUAAAUACCCCAUGGACACACAGACAUGCAAGCUGCAGCUGGAAAGUUGGGGCUACGAUGGGAAUGAUGUGGAGUUUGUGUGGCUGAGAGGGAAUGACUCUGUGCGUGGGCUGGAAAACCUACGGCUGGCUCAGUACACCAUUCAGCGUUAUUUCACCUUAGUCACCCAGUCACAGCAGGAGACAGGAAAUUACACAAGAUUGGUCUUGCAAUUUGAACUUCGGAGGAAUGUCCUAUAUUUCAUUUUGGAAACCUAUGUUCCUUCUACUUUCCUGGUUGUAUUAUCCUGGGUCUCGUUUUGGAUUUCCCUCGAUUCAGUCCCUGCAAGAACCUGCAUUGGGGUGACCACUGUGUUGUCUAUGACCACACUGAUGAUUGGAUCUCGAACUUCUCUUCCCAACACCAACUGCUUCAUCAAGGCCAUCGACGUGUACCUGGGCAUCUGCUUCAGCUUUGUGUUUGGGGCCCUUCUGGAAUAUGCAGUUGCCCACUACAGCUCUUUGCAGAAGAUGGCAGCCAAAGACAAGGGACCAUCUAAGGAAGUAGAAGAAGUCAAUAUUACAAACAUCAUCAACAGCUCCAUCUCCAGCUUUAAACGGAAGAUCAGCUUUGCCAGUAUUGAAAUUUCCAGUGACAAAGUCGACUACAGUGACCUGACCAUGAAAACCAGUGAUAAGUUCAAGUUUGUCUUCAGAGAUAAAAUGGGCAGGAUUGUUGAUUAUUUCACAAUCCAAAACCCCAGCAAUGUUGACCGAUAUUCCAAACUACUAUUUCCUUUGAUUUUUAUGCUGGCAAAUGUAUUUUAUUGGGCAUACUACAUGUAUUUUUGAGACUCUAAUAUUGAGUUUUUGGCAUGCCACUGGUC